Molecule: messenger RNA, 3105 nt
Organism: Mya arenaria
Lineage: Eukaryota; Metazoa; Mollusca; Bivalvia; Myida; Myidae
Exons: 16
Coding region: 259-2850 (863 amino acids)
Source: RefSeq, a predicted model, not a curated record
UCUGCGUUUCUAAUAAAAAGACAGAAGCACUUAAUCGGAAAAAAUAAAACAGAAAAUUUCAUAUUUUGUGGGACGUUGAUGGAUUACUAGUACUUGUUGUUAUAAUACAGAAGUAGUAGAACUUCGAAGUUAUAAACAUUUUUAAAAAAAUGUGAAACGAAUGGAAACGUUAUACAGGUUCAUACAGGUUGAACAUGUUUAAAAUAAAACAAACUAUAUUGUUAUAUUAAACGUUUUAACUAAACAAAUACCGUAAACAUGUCAAAGAAACUUCGGGACUUUAUAGAACUUUUGUCCAAGGACGUAGAAAGGCGGGAUGACGUUGACGUGGGAUCUUACGUUACGUGGCUUAGACGUCGCAUCAUUUUGCUGAGAAACAUCGACACACUACCGGUGAAGCAGAUCAUUCGGCAUGCUAGCCACGAGCAGUGCUCAAGAGACGACCUCCUGGUCAAACAAGGAAAACAAAGGGACAGCUCUGAGCAUCUGCGCUUCUUUGUGAUUCUACGCGGCUCUGUUUCGAUCUACGUGAACCCGUUAAAAAUGCAAGGUGAACCUAGGCGGAGGUCAAACAGUUCUUUCGAGCACGUGCUUUAUGCCGCCUCAUUAGGGGAUCGCUACCUCGGAGAACCCCGGCUGGCCUCAGGAGCUUCUAGACGGACCAGCCAGUCUGUGGUCUCUCAGCCGUACGGCGCUCUAACGGAACACUCUGAAAGUGACGCCAGCGAUUCUGACUCCAAUUCGAUCAAUGGCAAAAAAACGCCGUUGGAAAAGGUUGAUACAGUGAAUACAGAAAAGUCGGAGGAGGAUAGCGCCACUCCUGGCGAAUCUAGGCUCGAUCUUGAAAACGUCAGCCGCGAGCAGACUGCAACUCCUAAAUCAAAGACAUCUAAAGCUUCCAAAGGCUCCAGGCGGACAAUUAGAGGAAAACUUGGAAACUUUGUUGUUAAAUAUGUUCCAGUUUCCAUUGUCUGCAUUAUCUCGGACCAGAAAGGCAAAUAUUUCGACGAAGAGUCACUUCUGGAUGUAGAUGGAGUAUACAACGCAACGGUAGUCGUCGACGAGGACUCAGACCUAAUGCUGCUCAAUGAGGACAUAUUCAAUGAGUUUGUAAAGGAGCACCAUGAAAAGGAAGCGACCACCAUGUCCAACUUCGUGGACCUCCAUCCGUUCUUCAGUAGCCUUCCCUUGCACACUCGAGGGGUGCUACAAAUCAGCCUGAAAAACGAGCACUACGAAGCGGGAAAAUACAUCGUGAAACAGGGAGAUCACAUACACAAACUUGCCUUCCUUGUCAGCGGCAGCGCCGAAGUGAUCAUUGAGCCAUCACAGCACAAAAGCCAAUAUCCGGACUACUGGCCCUUCGAAGCGAACAGCGACGUAUACUAUAAAGAGUGCGAUUGGUUACGGGAAUCACGUAAGAGAUUUUACAGCCGGAAAUAUGAAUAUGCUGGCGAAGUAUCGAGGCGGACGGCACGUGAAGCGGUUGGAAAGCGCCCGGAAAUCAGCGUGUGUGCGGUCCAGAAUCGGGAAGUGAUUGGGAUCACUGAGAUCAUGCUGAAACUACACACCCACAUGAGCAGUCUGAGAUGCCUGCAUGAUUGUGAUGUUUACACGCUGAGUUUGAAACCCUUCCGUCGAACAGUGAAGCGAUUCCCGAAUAUUGGCGAUAUGAUCUGGUCGUACAUACACAUGAAGCUGCAGUACAGGUUGGACAACAGUCUUGGGGACCAGGUUCCGCUACUGUAUGCGCUAAAGGUUCUCGUCGAGAGGAAGAUACGAGAGAAAACCACUAGAGCGGCUGUGACUCUCAAUGUGGAAAGAAUGCGACAACGUGAACAUGAAAUGUUGGAGUUGCUAGGGUGGUUUAAACAGGACAAGUCCUCGCUGGCUCCACACUUCGAUCCGAAGGCGAUAGGAUACAAGGAAAGGAUGAAGGACAAAGCACGGCUUAGAAAAAGUAUUCGAGACCGAACGGUAGAGUUUGGCUCCCCGCACAAGCAAUAUGUACGCACAGGGUGCAUGGCUGCCAUAAAGAUUGAUAGGGAACCGCGUAGUCUUCUGCAGCUAAGGGACCCUUUGUGCGAACUUAUGCUGAAACUACGCAUGGAGGGAACAUUCGUAUCCAGCCAAAAAGAACUGGAGGAGAUGAUUAUGAGGUUUUCGGUCACACCAGCGUUCAUCGACUACGACGUGUCACAACAGGCCAGCCGGGUUGUGGAUGAGGAAUACAACCUCCUUAGAUACCGUCGCCAUGGAAACAGGCUUGUUACGAACUUUGCGAAAAUGUUGGCAAAACGGGACCCGCGAAUGUUGUUAAAAGAAAAAAAUGAUCAUUCUAUUCUCAUGGAGGACAGUGCAUUGUCUGACGGUGACGAGCUGGACGAUAUUCCCGAGGAAGAGUACAUGUUCGAGAGGUUCAACCAGGCCUUCACCAGCACCCGGCCACCAACCUUCGCAACCAUACACAGGAGCCGUCCAACUACGUUCAGAACGCAGAAAAGUAGGCCGACCACGAACAAAAGCAUGGCCAGCACAAACACAUAUAAGACAUUGCAGUUUGAUCGACGGAGUGUUACGCCUAACACACUUGACCAUCGCAUACGUGCGUUUCACUUCAAGUAUGGAGGCACAGAGUCUGAAGUGGACCAAUUACCAAUCAUGAAAAAUCACAGAGACGUGGAGAUAAACCCCGAGGAACCGCCGAUGCCAGGAGGGAAAGUAUUUGUGACCACUCUGCCCUGUGUGUCAUGCAAGAAAAACGUGCUGCUCAAGAACCAUACACAUAUACGAUGUCAAAUGCUGCAUGAACUACCUAUGAACAAGGUCAAGGGCGAUCCGCCAUUUUAAAUGAGUACUUUGAGUCUCAGUGCCUUAUCAAGAUUGACCUUUUAACUGCGCUCGCGAUAGAGAAAUGUCUUUGUUCUAUAAAAUUACUGAAACAAACGCUUGCUAUACGUGCAGUGUUUAUAUUGGACAAUUGAAAAACAUCGGUUACAAAUAUACCAUACCAAACGCUGACGUAUAUAUGCGUCUUUCUAUUUCCUUGUGAUGUUUGUGUGUGUGCGUGCGUGCGUGCGAGCGUGCGGUGCGAUGCGUGUGUUU